This is a messenger RNA of Plenodomus lingam JN3, 1566 nucleotides long. RefSeq lists its product as uncharacterized. The record is from RefSeq and is a predicted model, not a curated record. Gene Ontology annotation, cellular component: fungal-type vacuole membrane. Gene Ontology annotation, molecular function: transmembrane transporter activity. Gene Ontology annotation, biological process: transmembrane transport. NCBI's taxonomy places the organism in Eukaryota, Fungi, Ascomycota, Dothideomycetes, Pleosporales, Leptosphaeriaceae.
AUGCAAUCGCCUACUAUCCUCUCCCGUACAAAAGGCUUUUUAGGCAUCACAUCACUCAACCACGUUGGCCGAGAUGCGUACAUCAUCAUCACCCUGCGUUCCCUCCGCAUGUUCACAGCGGGAAUCCCCAGCCUCAUCCUGGCACUCUUCUUCUCCUCGCUGAAGUUUCCAGACUCGCGAAUUGGCAUCUUCAUGACGCUAACACUGUUUGGCGACGUCCUGCUCUCACUGCUCCUCACUCUCGUAGCCGACAAACUCGGGCGGCGGAGGAUUCUGUUUGGAGGAAGCGUGAUGAUGGCCGGCUCGGGUGUCGUGUUUGCGCUGUCGGAGAACUUUUGGGUCCUCUUGGUGGCCGCCGUGUUUGGCAUUAUUUCCGUGACGGGCGCGGAUUGUGGGCCGUUUCGCGCGGUAGAGGAGAGCGUACUAAGUGGGUUGACGGAUGAGCGGACGAGAAGUGAUGUGCUGUCUUGGUAUGUGACGGCGACGACUAUGGCCGGGGCGGUGGGCGCAGAGGUGGCAGGGAGGACGGUGCAUGCGCUUGAGAAGAGUAGCGGGGAUGUUACAAAGGCUUAUCAUGCCUUGUUUUGGGGGUAUGCAGGGUUUGGGGUGUUGGGAAGUAUAUUAUGUUUGGGGUUGAGUGAUCGGUGUGAAGCGGCGGGUGAGAAGAGGGCGGAGAUGAAAGAACGGGGGAGGGGGAAUGGAGAGGGAGACGGGGAAGAGGAAGAAGUGUUGUUGGAGGCCAUGACACCUAGUACAGCAGAUGGAUUCGAAGACGGCGAAGAACGCCGUGCGCGACGACGGGAUCUUCGUGUCCCGGAACCGCAGAAUCAGAGCUACUUCAGCCAGAUAUCCAAACCGACAAGGACCAUCAUGUUCAAGCUCUGGAUCCUCCUCGCCAUCGACUCCCUGGCCGAUGGCAUGACGCCUUAUUCUCUCAUGAACUAUUAUGUCGACCAAAAGUUCCAUCUCUCCAAGUCCAGGCUCGGGGAUAUCCAGUCAGCCUCGCAGUUCCUGUGCGCUGUCAGUGCCGUGUUUGCUGGCCCCCUUGCAAAGCAGAUUGGGCUCAUCAACACAAUGGUCUUCACUCAUCUUCCCUCGUCAAUAGCAAGCGCUUUCAUCCCUCUACCUAAGACCGUGGGUCCCACGAUUGGGUUAUUACUGUUCCGCGCUGCGCUCAAUAGCAUGGAUCAAGCACCGCGUACCGCCUUCAUCGCCGCAGUCGUAAAGCCAGAAGAACGUACAGGUGUCAUGGGUAUCACGAGUAUGGUACGUACGCUUGCCAUGAGCGUCGGUCCGUCAAUCACAGGUUUACUCUCGGGAUCUGGAAACUUCUGGGUUGCAUUUCUCGCCACGGGCAUCUGCAGGAUCACGUAUGAUCUGGGGCUCUGGGUACUAUUCGUCAACGUCAGGGUGGACAGAGAUACGGGGGGGCAAGAGGACACGGAUAGCUUAAAUGAUGAUGCAUGGGAUGGAUUAUUGGGUGACAGUGAUAGCGAAGGGGGGAGCGAAGGGGGGAGCGAAGGGGGAAAGGUCAAGGAUCUUGACCGUGACGAACAUAGAGUCUGA